AUGGGUAAAGGAAAGCCUCGUGGCCUCAAUGCCGCCCGUAAGCUCCGCACUCAUCGACGUGAGGGCCGCUGGGCCGAUCUCCACUACAAGAAGCGUCUCCUUGGUACGGCCUACAAAUCUUCACCCUUCGGUGGCUCCUCGCACGCAAAGGGUAUCGUGCUGGAAAAGGUCGGUGUGGAAGCCAAACAGCCGAACAGUGCCAUCAGGAAAUGUGUGAGGGUGCAGUUGAUCAAGAAUGGAAAGAAGGUUACCGCUUUCGUGCCGAACGACGGUUGUCUGAAUUUCGUGGAUGAGAACGACGAGGUGCUGCUCUCCGGAUUCGGUCGGAAAGGCAAGGCUAAGGGUGAUAUUCCUGGUGUGCGAUUCAAGGUUGUAAAGGUGUCCGGGGUGGGUCUGUCAGCACUGUGGAAGGAGAAGAAGGAGAAGCCCAGAUCAUAA
Molecule: messenger RNA, 438 nt
Organism: Letharia columbiana
Lineage: Eukaryota; Fungi; Ascomycota; Lecanoromycetes; Lecanorales; Parmeliaceae
Exons: 2
Coding region: 1-438 (145 amino acids)
Biological process (GO): translation
Cellular component (GO): ribosome; cytosolic small ribosomal subunit
Molecular function (GO): structural constituent of ribosome
Source: RefSeq, a predicted model, not a curated record